AUGACUGCCGACACAGCGAUUGUCGACACAAUGAUCGUCGACACAAUGACAGACGAAACAGCGCCACUAUUGGGCUCACACACCAUCAAACCAGCUCAGCACCCAAAGAAAUUACUGGUCUCCAUCGUGUGUGCUAUAUUUUUGCUAUCGGCCGACUUUGGGUUCUUCAUGUCCACCGCACCACAAAUAGCAGUCUAUGAGGAAAUCAUCUGCCGAAACUACCAGGCCACUCUGCACGGGGCGAGAAAUGACACUCUGAUUCCACCCGAGGUCAAUCCGUGUAAAUCAGAAGCUGUACAGGGAGAACUGGCGCUCGUGAUUGGGUACCAAAAUACAUUCGAUGUGGUGCCUGGUCUUUUACUCUCGCUGCCAUACGGUGUCAUGGCAGAUCGCUGGGGGCGAAAGCCUCUUGUGUAUCUUAGCAUGCUAGGCAUUCUCCUAGGGGAGGUCUGGGUCAGGAUAGUUUGUCUAUGGUCGACUGUCAUUCCCCUCCGGAUGGUCUGGCUGGCAGCUGUGUUCAAAAUUAUCGGUGGCGGCGAUCAAGUCCUCACGGCCAUUGCUUUGGUCGUAGUGGCUGAUGUGUUCUCGGAAGAUGAGAGAGCAACUGCACUCUUCCGUUUACAGUCUUGCGUUCAAAUCGCAGAAAUUCUGGCCACUCCAAUUAGUGCUUAUCUGAUGACCUUUGGUCCAAUGGUUCCCUUUAUGCUAUCGAUAUGCAUCAUUCUUGUGGGAAGCAUGCCGGCCUUCUUCCUACCUGAGACUCUCAGAAACGCAAAAGGAAAGCGAGUCAACCGAGAAGGCCCAGAACAGGAAAGCGAAGGCGAUCAGUCCCAGCCUCCGAGAAAGCAGACAGUGUUGCAGGAGGUCAGCCGACAAGUUCGCGAGUUUGCACAGUCGACACGUUUCAUUUGGGCCGAUUCCAAUGUCUGUCUAAUGGUCUUUGUAAUGUUCGUCACCGUGAUGAGUCGACAAUGCACGAACCUGCUUCUGCAAUAUGUGUCAAAGAAGUUUGACUGGAGUAUUAGUCGCGCCAGUCUCUUGAUCUCGCUGCGCGGGAUAUUUUCUAUCGUGACAUAUUUGAUCAUAAUGCCAAUCCUGUCAUUCUUAACCGCCGAACACCUAAACCUCCGCGGGAAACGUAACGACUAUUUCUUGAGCAAAGGCAGCGGUGUGCUUUCGAUCAUUGGAUUCGCCAUUAUCUCCAUGGCUCCGACACCGGCUAUCUUGAUUGGUGGUCAGGUCAUCUUGUCAAUCGGCUCAGCAUUCAUGAUUACCACACGCAGUCUGGCUACUUCACUUGUGCAACCCGACCAUGCUGGCACUUUAUAUUCGGCGAUUGCCAUUGCACAGGGCUUAGGAACACUCGUUUCCGGCCCAUUAUUUGCCAAUCUCUUCCGGUUAGGCAUGCAUCUUGGAACGGCCUGGAUGGGGCUGCCGUUCUUGCAAGCCUCUCUCUUUUUCGUUAUUGCUGUCAUCGCUGUUUGGCACAUUCGACUUGGACCGUCUCCGCGAGCCAAUGAUGAGGAACAGGACCCCUUGUUAUCUUAA
Messenger RNA from Penicillium expansum, 1548 nucleotides. RefSeq names its product Major facilitator superfamily domain, general substrate transporter. Lineage: Eukaryota; Fungi; Ascomycota; Eurotiomycetes; Eurotiales; Aspergillaceae. The coding region runs from base 1 to 1548 and encodes 515 amino acids. The transcript is spliced from 5 exons. Gene Ontology annotation, biological process: transmembrane transport. Gene Ontology annotation, molecular function: transmembrane transporter activity. Gene Ontology annotation, cellular component: membrane. The record is from RefSeq and is a predicted model, not a curated record.